Photinus pyralis (common eastern firefly) is the source of this 1304-nucleotide messenger RNA. RefSeq lists its product as uncharacterized. The record is from RefSeq and is a predicted model, not a curated record. The transcript is spliced from 10 exons. NCBI's taxonomy places the organism in Eukaryota, Metazoa, Arthropoda, Insecta, Coleoptera, Lampyridae. Bases 126 to 1250 code for a protein of 374 amino acids.
AGUAGGGUUAGGUUCUAAUUUUUUGCCUCGUGUAUUUGGUUGGUGCCAUAAAGAAGUGCUGUGCUGGUCUCUAAUUUAUUUAAUAUUUCUUUUCUACACCGAGUUUUGCGGAAGUAUUAAUAAGAAUGUCAUAUGCGGUUGUGACCUUUUUAAACAAUGAUGAUGAGGAGACGGACGAGUAUUACAGUUCAGAAAUCCCCAUGUCAUGGUUAUGCGAGAACAAUACAAAAUGUUGGUGGCCUGCACAAAGUAAAAAUGUAACUUCCCUCAUUACGAGAGAAGUUCCCCCCAAUACCGACAAAUGGGAUCUCGAAGAAAUAAAAGUAGACAUACUUGGUGUUUCCUUGGAAAAGGCGCGAAAGUUAGCGGAUAACCUUGACUACGUGUCUACCGAUGAUGCAGAAAAAGGAAGAGGGAAAAGAAAGGUUACUCAGCCAACCAAGCUUCUGUCUGAUGAUGAUUCAGAACCUCAAAUUUCUUCUAAGAGUUGGAGACAAUUUACUAAUAUUGCGUUGCCACCCCAAUUACCAAGUUGUUCAUCAAACAAUCUUUCACAAGCUGAAGGUGUAACACCUCAUGUCAACAUUGCGAGAAUGCCUAUUAUUAUACCAGAACCGCUAGAAAAUACAUUUAUUGAACUGGAGAUUGACAACAAUAAUGUACAUGUUGAUACAGCAGAAAAUACUAACAUAUUCCAAGGUACUAGAAUAAUUUCAAGUGGAUCUAAUGUGGAGGGAAGAGAUUCUAUUACUACUAUUAUUCAAGAACACAACCUGAAGAUGUCAAGAAUGUUUGUAUCUAUUAGCAUGUCAUUGAAAAACAUUGACCAAAGAUUAGAGACUUUAGAAAAGGGCGCUCAAAUUGACAACUCUACUAACUCUGAAGGAUUAGAAAUUUUGAAACAGUAUUUUCCAAUCCUAAACAUUGAAGAUAUUACCAAUUUUGAUCGCGUAAUAAGUUCUAAUAAAGAAGUUGCCACUCACUUCAAGAAAUAUAUAAAAGGGAUCGGAGGACAUUCAGCAAAAGAUAAUUUGAAUAGAAUUUUAAGAAAAAUUUUUUCAAAUGCAUGUGCCAUGCAUUGUUCAUGGAUGGGACGCAAAAACAAUUUUGGUGUGCACCAAUUACAUUUCAUAACGAUAAUCAAAGAAACUGUAUGUUCAACAUUUUCUUCUAUGAAGGAGAAUGACUUUGAAAAGGCAUGUGGAGAAUGGUUUCGCUUCGCCAAACAGCGCCACAAUCGCGAAAAAUAAACACUUUUAUUUAGUUGUUUACUGACCUUCAUUGUAACAUUGAUUGUAGAAUGU